AUGGCGUGUUCCAAGAAGACUCUCGCAAUUGUCGUUGUUCCGCUGCUGAUGGCUCUCCUUGCCUCGGCCGUUCCAGCAAGCCAAGGCAGUCGUGCCCUGUUAGGAGCAGAGCAGUGCUCCAAAUCUAACAACGGCAACGAACAGUCGUGUGGGGCGACGUGCGCCGUCUUGGGGUUGAAUGUUGUUGGGCCUUCUCUACCCAAUUCCCAAUGA
Molecule: messenger RNA, 213 nt
Organism: Miscanthus lutarioriparius
Lineage: Eukaryota; Viridiplantae; Streptophyta; Magnoliopsida; Poales; Poaceae
Source: the annotation of a GenBank genome assembly